This is a messenger RNA of Sander lucioperca (pikeperch), 3012 nucleotides long. RefSeq names its product membrane protein, palmitoylated 5a (MAGUK p55 subfamily member 5) (gene pals1a). NCBI's taxonomy places the organism in Eukaryota, Metazoa, Chordata, Actinopteri, Perciformes, Percidae. Gene Ontology annotation, molecular function: protein binding. The record is from RefSeq and is a predicted model, not a curated record. Bases 368 to 2383 code for a protein of 671 amino acids. Gene Ontology annotation, biological process: establishment or maintenance of epithelial cell apical/basal polarity; protein localization to plasma membrane; morphogenesis of an epithelial sheet. The transcript has 17 exons. Gene Ontology annotation, cellular component: plasma membrane; adherens junction.
GUGGUAUGUUGUCUCCUCCCCCUGUCUGGAGUUGGAAAUGACAGUCUGGGAGGAGGAGGAGAAGAGAGGUUUGCGUUGCCGUGACCGAUAAACGAGCAACACGUCUGUCAGAGUGAAACUAUAAAUUAGAAAAAUAGAACCCGAACUACGACUGGUUGGAUGAAAAUUAACUCUUAAUUACGAGUUCCCUCUUGGAUUAAGCAGCUAAAGGAGUACGCGGACGGCUCAGAAACAGAGUGAAGAUAUCAUGGCCGCCCUGUUUACUGAGCUGCCCUCCUAGACUUGCCUGAUAUAUAGACAUACAUACCUUAACACCCCUGCAAUCCACACAAACACACCCACUUUUGACUCUCGGAGUGUGUGCGGGAUGACAACCUCCCAUCUGAACGGCCAUGUUGCUGGGGAGGGAGGAGGAGGAGGAGGAGGAGAUGAAGAGCUAAGGGGAGGACCGCAGCACCGGGAAAUGGCUGUCGACUGUCCCGGAGAGCUGGGAAGUCGGACGCUACCGCUCCGACGUUCUGCGCAGCUGGAGAGGAUACGACAGCACCAGGAGGAUCUUCGCCGUCGUAGAGAGGAGGAGGGUCGGCAGUUGGACCUGAACACCUCGCUCAGACUCAGGAAGCUUUCGCAGCAUCCCCACAUCGGCAUCGACAACCCCACAUUCCUGCAAGACUCCUACACAUCAGAGCAGCCAGCACUCGGCAACCAGCACACACACGCACUGCUGGAGUUGGAGGAGUUGCUGCUGUCACUGAAGCAGGUCCGAGGCUGCCUGUCGGACCAGCAGAGUCAGAAUGACAUAGAGCUGGUUCUUGCACUACUAAACAAGUCUGACUUCCAAUCAGCGCUGAAGAUCCAUAAUGCAGUGGCCACCAGCAUGCACAGACCCUCUCCUCCAUACCCACACACACAACAGGCACUUCAGCUGGCCAUGGAGGCCAGGAAUCUCAUCCAGUCAAGUCAGAACAAAGAGGGACUCGAACUCCACAGCCUGCUGUCAGACACACACAUUCAGUCAUUGCUCCUGGCCCAUGACAGCAUAGCAGAGAUGGAAAUGCAGCCUGAGCCGCUGCCCGCCCAAGGAGAAACAAUGACCCAGUGGGGAGGAGAGACUGUCAAGAUGGUUCGCAUAGAGAAAGCCCAAGACAUACCACUGGGGGCAACUGUUCGGAAUGAAAUGGAAAGUGUAGUGAUCAGUCGUAUUGUUCGAGGCGGAGCAGCUGAACGGAGUGGACUUUUAUCAGAAGGAGAUGAAAUACUGGAGAUAAAUGGCAUAGAGAUCCGAGGAAAAGAUGUCAACCAAGUCUUUGAUAUUCUUGCGGACAUGCACGGCCUCCUGACCUUUGUGCUUAUUCCCAGCACUCAGAGCAGACCUCCUCCUGUCAAGGAGUCCGUGAUCCAUGUGAAAGCACAUUUUGACUAUGACCCAUCAGAUGACCCCUACGUGCCGUGCAGAGAGCUGGGCUUGUCUUUCCAGAAAGGAGAUAUUCUCCACAUUAUCAGCCAGUCAGACCCCAACUGGUGGCAGGCUUACAGGGACGGAGAUGAGGAUAACCAGCCACUAGCAGGACUGGUACCAGGGAAGAGUUUCCAGCAGCAGAGAGAAGCCAUGAAACAGACCAUAGAAGAAGACAAGGAGCCGGAGAAGUCUGGGAAGCUGUGGUGUGCAAAGAAGAACAAGAGGAAGAGAAAGAAGCUGCUGUACAACACUCACAGGAAUGAUGAUAUUGAUAACGAGGAGAUUCUCACCUAUGAGGAGAUGGCACUGUACCACCAGCCGGCUAAUAGGAAGCGGCCGAUUGCACUGAUUGGUCCAACCAGCUGUGGGCAGGUAGAGCUUCGACAGAGACUUCUCAACAGUCAACCAGAACGGUUCGCUGGAGCUGUACCCUACACCACACGGAGCCGUCGAGAUGGCGAGCUGAGUGGUCGAGAUUACCACUUUGUGUCUCGUCAGACCUUUGAGGCAGAACUGGCAGCAGGAAAGCUGAUCGAGUCUGGUGAUUUUGAGAAGAACCUGUACGGGACAAGUACAGACUCAGUGAGACAGGUCAUCAACACUGGAAAAAUCUGUGUGCUCUGUCUGCACACACAGGCUUUAAAGGUGCUGAGGAGUUCGGACUUAAAGCCUUACAUCAUCUUCAUAGCUCCGCCCUCCCAGGAAAGACUCCGAGCCCUGUUGACUAAAGACAACAAAAACCCCAAGCCCGAGGAGCUGCGGGACAUCAUUGAGAAAGCGCGGGAGAUGGAGCAGAGCUGCGGUCACCUGUUUGACGCCGUCAUCGUCAACCUGGACCAGGACAAAGCCUACAACGAGCUGCUACGACUCAUCAACAAACUGGACACUGAACCCCAGUGGGUGCCCUGCUCCUGGCUGCGCUGAAAACACACACAUUUACACACCAGUCAUAGAGUGACAAUGGCAUACACAUUUAUAGAGAUUCAACAAACUAGAAGCUGAAAUGCUGUGUGAGAGUUGCGAUCGAGUAGUGGGGCCUCUGUUAAGAGAAAACUAAUCUGAGAUUUUGAGAGUUGCAAUGUUAUGAGAUAAAGUUGUAAUUUUAUGAGAAAAUAUUACAACAUAAAGUUGUCAUUUUACAAUAAAAAGUCCUAAUAUUUUCAUGUGAAUUCAUAAUGUUAUGAAAACAAAGCCAUAACAUUACAAGAUAGUGUAAUUUUAUGAGGAAAAGGAAAUGACAGACAAGUCAUAAUAUUACCAAAUAACGGUGGAAUUUUACAAUAAACAUUACUACAAAUUUGGGAAUAAGGUUGUGAUUUCACUAGAAGAAAGUCAUAAUAUUCCAGGGAAAAGGCGGUUAUAUUUUACUUUUCUUACUAUUUCUUGCAAUUCCAGCUUUAUUCUCAUAACAUUAUGACAUUUUUUCUGGAAUCUCAGAAUGAGUUUUUCUUAACAUUGACCCUAAUGCUCCGUUGUGCUGCAGAGAGUAGACACUAAUCAGCAUUUUCUAACAAUGUGGUGACCUGUUAAUGGUAAAAUACAUGCAAUUUCAA